UGCAUUCAGCCGGAAAUGAACGCUAAAAAGAGAAGAAGAAGAAGUUUCGAGAUGCACAAACAACUCGCUGAGAGAAAAAAUAACCAAGAAAUAAUAAACUAAUUCAAAUUGAGACAUUAUUAACAGCAGUCUUACAAAGCAGGAAACAAAUUAGCAGUGGUAAAUAUUAACUUCGUGGCCAAGUAAUAGCACAACCUCUCUAUACGCAGAGGUGAAGUUAGUUAGCUGCAGUUAGCCGACCUGUCAGCCGGUGUGAAGCCGCAGCAUGUCGGUGCACUUUGAGGAGAGGAGCGGGGUCGUCCCCUGCAAGACACCCUGGGGGUCCUGGUACCAAACCAUGGAGGAGGUCUUCAUAGAGGUCAACGUGCCUCACGGGACGUCUGCUAAAGAGGUCAAGUGCCAUUUGGGGUCCAGAGACAUCGAGCUGCUCGUCAAAGGGAACGAAAUAAUCAAGGGAAAGUUCUUUGACACAACCGUGUCUGACGAGGCUACGUGGACACUGGAGGACAAGAGUCUCAUCCAGAUUGUCCUGAUGAAGACUAACAGAGAGGCGGGAAACUGCUGGUCCUCUUUGUUAGAGGGGGAGUACUGUGCCAACGCCUGGGUCCAGGACCAGAUGCAGAGGAAGCUCACACUUGAGAGGUUCCAGCGAGAGAAUCCUGGAUUUGACUUCAGUGGUGCCGAGAUCUCUGGGAAUUUUGCUGGCGGUGGUCCGGACUUUUCCAGUUUGCAGCAGUGACGGACGCUUAAAGCCUGAUAUGUGCCCAAUGAACACUGCUGAGGACAUGCAUAGCAUGCAGACGAACAAGCCAAAAAGAUUUGCCUUCACAAUAAUCUUAAUAUUGGGCGUCUACAAGACUUCAUUGUAUGAGGAAGUGACAUUUUUCACAGCAGCCGUAUAAUCUGGCUUUUCUUGACUGUGGAGGACUGAUUUUGUUAAGCCUGCUUUGGCAGGUUCAAGGCCUGUUAACAGUUGAUAGGAAACGUUCAGUCUGGAUAUAAGAUGCCUUGGAAAUGUGUUGUCUUUGAAAAAUAAGAGGAAUGCACACAGCAAUAGCUUUUCAAUAAAGUUUUAUUGAAAGGUACCAGUACAUAGGUUAACUAGAUGGUGUAUUCAAUUAGCCACUUUGAAUUUCAGAACACAUUUUAUUUUUGUCACUAAGAGAAACUCAUCAUACUAGACAGGGAAACUGGCAAAGAAGAU
Thunnus maccoyii (southern bluefin tuna) is the source of this 1204-nucleotide messenger RNA. RefSeq names its product NudC domain containing 2 (gene nudcd2). The transcript is spliced from 4 exons. Gene Ontology annotation, cellular component: cytoplasm. Gene Ontology annotation, biological process: protein folding. NCBI's taxonomy places the organism in Eukaryota, Metazoa, Chordata, Actinopteri, Scombriformes, Scombridae. The coding region runs from base 266 to 739 and encodes 157 amino acids. The record is from RefSeq and is a predicted model, not a curated record.